Molecule: messenger RNA, 13389 nt
Organism: Syngnathus typhle (broad-nosed pipefish)
Lineage: Eukaryota; Metazoa; Chordata; Actinopteri; Syngnathiformes; Syngnathidae
Product: mucin-2-like
Exons: 43
Coding region: 298-13185 (4295 amino acids)
Cellular component (GO): extracellular matrix
Molecular function (GO): protein binding
Source: RefSeq, a predicted model, not a curated record
UCUGUAUUUUGGAUAAAUGAAAGUGAAACAUUAUGUGGCCUAUUGUACAUGAUGUUUUUGUGUGUGAUCCCAGAUAAGAUCCAAGGAAAGUCAAAACUGAAGCAAAAAGCCAUCUCAAAUCCCAAAUGCUGGAGGACGUACGGUGAUGUGGAAAGAUUAUCAUAAAAAUGUAUCAAGGGAUCACGUCACAUGCCGAUGAGAUGGAGAAGAUGUGUUAUUAUAAGCAUAUGGUGCUGACACCCACAGUGUCACAAUAUUGCCCCUCCUAAAUUGCAAACAGCUAAUGAACUAUAUUAAAUGUCAGUGGUCAUUUGGGUCCAGUUCACCCGGUUGAUGCCAAUGGAAACACACAGGAUGGCACUUGGAUGGGCGAUCCCAUGGAUCAGCAUCUACUUUGGACUGUCUGCUGCAUCCAGUGUCCCACUUCAGACUGUGACAGCAGUGCCAGUAUUUACAGAAGUGAGCGCAUCCCACGACAACCAGUUCUGCAGCACAUGGGGAAACUACCAUUUCCGGACUUUCGACGGAGAAUUCUUCCAGCUUCGCUCCAACUGCAACUAUCUCCUUGCAUCCAACUGUAAGGGCAGCUAUGAGGACUUUAACAUCCAGCUGCAACGACAGGAGACAGACGGGUCUGCCCCUCUCAAAUGGAUCACCAUGAGACUGGAAGGAAUGGUGGUGGAACUCUCCAAUUCUUCCAUCGUGGUCAAUGAUGAGAUUGUGACGUUGCCUUUCAGUCAAGCAGGCCUGUCCAUCAUGAGAACAUUCUCCUAUGUUAAGUUUGAGGCGACAAGUGGCGUCAUUGUCAUGUGGAAUGAAAAAGACACCCUCUGGGUUGAGUUGGAUUCUAAAUACAAGAAUCAGACUUGUGGGUUGUGUGGUGAUUUCAAUGGAGACCACACUGAUGGGUCUCUUGAGGAAUUAGACGAAGCCUGGAAAACUGACAACUGUGACGAAAUCUUGCCUCCUUCCCCUCAAACCUGCUCCAUAAGUCAGAGGGCUGACUGUGAGAGUUUUGUGUCCGAGGCUUCCUUCCUGAGCUGUCACGAGCGAAUCAACAGUGCGGCCUUUGUGGACGCUUGUGUAAAGGACUUGUGCGCCUGUAAAAGCAACUCCACGUCCUGCUUGUGUUCAACCAUGGCAGAGUACUCACGGCAAUGCGCACACGCAGGCGGGGCGCCGCAGGAAUGGAAUUCGCAUUUGUGCGCUAAGAAAACAUGCCCGUUUAACAUGGAGUACAAAGAAUGUGGGAGCCCUUGCAUGGACACCUGCAGUGACCCACAGAGGAGCCAAGUGUGUGAGGAACACUGCGUAGAUGGAUGCUUCUGUCCACCUGGGACUCUCUUGGACGACAUUGGUGAUAGCGGCUGUUUGCCCGCCGAUCAGUGCUCCUGUAUGCACAACGGCAAGCCUUAUAAACCUGGCGAAUCCUACUCCAGGGCCUGUCAGACAUGCACAUGUUCUCACGCCGAAUGGAAGUGCCAUGACACUGACUGUCCUGGUGUCUGCUCUGUACUCGGCGGGUCACACAUCUCCACUUAUGAUGAUAAGACGUACACUUUCCAUGGGGACUGCUCUUAUGUUCUUACAAAGGAGAUGAACGGGACUUUCAUUGUCCUGGGUGACCUUGUCAGAUGUGAAAAAUCCGAUCAGUCAACAUGCCUGACUGCAGUCACUCUACUGCUGCCCAAGUCCACGAUGAUUGCUGUUGACUCGAGCGGCCAAGUUUUCGUCAACAAACUCACCUCUCGUUUGCCUUUCUUCAUGGAUGACGUGACAGUCUUCAGCCCAUCCACCUUUUACGUUGUGAUCCACACUGUCUAUGGGCUUCACCUCGAGGUUCAGCUCACGCCCAUCAUGCAGGUUUAUAUCAAAGCUAGUCUUCCCCAUAAAGGCAAACUCCAAGGUCUUUGUGGAGAUUUUAACGAUGUCGAAUGCAAUGACUUCAGAACCAGAAGUGGGAUGAUUGAGGGAACGGCUGCCGCAUUUGCCAACUCUUGGAAGACCAAAGGACGCUGUCCAGAUGUCAACCAGACACUCGGUGACCCCUGCCUUCUGAGUGUACACAAGGAAAAAUACGCUCACCACUGGUGCUCCCUACUGACUGACACAACUGGGGUGUUUUCCAAAUGCCAUUCUGAGAUCAACCCAGAGGACUAUCUGGCUUCUUGUAUAUACGACACAUGUGCUGGGGAAGACAGUUUGGACUCCGUAUGUGCUACCAUAUCCUCCUACGUUCACGCGUGUGCCGCUGCCGGCAUCUCCUUGACAGGAUGGCGAGAGGUCGUGUGCGGAAAAUACACAUCAGCUUGCCCUUCGACUUUAGUGUUUGACUAUCACAUGACAAGCUGUGGACGCACGUGCCACUCUCUGGGUCAGCCGGACUUAACUUGCGAUGCCGAUUUGACCCCCGUGGACGGCUGCGGCUGCGCUGAGGGAACUUAUCUCAACGAGAGGGGAGAGUGUGUGCUGGCCUCUCAGUGCUCCUGCCAUGUGGGCGACAUGAUGCUGCGGCCGAAGCAGAUCAUCAGGGUCCAUGGACAGACUUGCGUCUGCCAUGGUGGGAAACUCAGCUGUACAGGAAACCAUCUGACUGAAUCAUGCAAUGCUCCAAUGACUUUCUUCAACUGCUCAAAUGCAAAGCCUGGUGACACAGGGUCAGAAUGCCUAAAGACUUGUCAAACUCUGGACACAGAAUGUGUUAGCACACAUUGCAUGUCAGGCUGCGUAUGUCCUGCUGGCUUGUUGUCCGACGGUAAAGGAGGUUGCAUCGAGGAGACGGAUUGUCCCUGCACUUAUAACGGACAAUCCUACAAGCCUGGAGAGACGGUUAAAGUGGACUGCAACACCUGCACUUGUAAGAGCCGACAAUGGGAAUGCACCAGUCAACAAUGUGAUGGAAUCUGUGCAAUAUAUGGAGAAGGCCAUUACAUCACCUACGAUGACAAGAAAUUCUCCUUUAAUGGGGAUUGUGGCUACGUCUUUACUCAGGAUUACUGUGGGGAAAACAAGAACGGCACCUUCAGGGUUCUUACUGAGAGCAUUCCAUGUGGACCAAGUGAAACCAUUUGCUCUACUGCCAUCAAGCUCUACUUAGGGAAUAGUGAAAUUAUCCUUAAAGAAGGAACUGUCAUAAAACAUAACACAGGGUUAGAAAUACCCUAUAAAGUCCAUACUAUUGGGUUAUAUCUUGUCAUUGAGGCAAAGAAUGGUCUAACUCUCAUCUGGAAUAAGAAGACAACACUCAUGAUCAAAUUGAGCUCCGCAUUUAAGGGAAAAGUUUGUGGUCUAUGUGGGAAUUAUGACGGAAACAUCAAGAAUGACUUUACCACCCGAAAUAAAGAGGUGGUGGUAGACGCCUUUGAGUUCGGCAACAGCUGGAAAGUGUCACAGAGCUGUGCCAACACAAAUGCACUUACAAGUCCUUGCACGCUUUACUCUCAUAGGCAGGCAUGGGCACUAAAACGUUGCAGCAUUAUCAACAGUGCAGUGUUUGAUACCUGCCAUUCAAAGGUGGAUCCCCAGCAUUAUUAUAAUGCUUGUGUAAGAGACACAUGCGCGUGUAAUACCGGAGGUGAUUGCGAAUGCUACUGCUCGGCCGUAGCCGCCUAUGCAGCAGCCUGUAAUGAGGCUGGAGCUUGUAUAAAAUGGAGAACUCCGUCUAUCUGUCCUCUUUUCUGUGAUUACUACAAUCCCGAUGGUGAGUGUGAAUGGCAUUACGAAGCUUGUGGAAAACCUUGCAUGAAGACUUGCAGGAAUCCCUCUGGAAAGUGCUAUACUCACAUCCCAGCUUUAGAAGGUUGUUAUCCAAGAUGUCCACCUGAUCAACCGUUUUUGGAAGAGGUAACAAUGAAGUGUGUGUCACUGGAGCAAUGCGGGUGCUAUGAUGAUGAAGGGAAGCAUUAUGCCGAAGGAGAGACUAUGCCCCCGGUAGAAAACUGUCAAAAAUGUCAAUGUUCUUCAUCAGAGAGGCAGUGCUCCUACAACAUGGAAGAUUGUGUUUGCUCAUAUAAUGGAGAAUUAUACAAUUAUGGAGAUAUAGUAUACGACACUCAUGAUGGAGAUGGUAUCUGUAUUACUGCUAUUUGUGGAGAACAUGGAAAUAUUACAAGAGAAGUCCAAGCCUGCAGUUCUUCAACUACGCAGAAACCAAUGACGACAACACAAUUUGUGUUUGUGACAACAGAAAGACUAACUUCUACAAAGGCCCAAACUACCACAGUGAAACCCAUCACAAUAACCUUCGAACCCACAACAUUCACAAAAGAGCCUACUACAAUUACAAAAACAACACAAAAGCCAUCCACGCCAACAACGACUACCCCAACAUUUACAUCUGGACGAACAUCAACACCAUCGGAGUGUCUUGUCUGUCACUGGUCUUCUUGGAUCAACAAUCAUUACCCUGACCCUACCCUUAAUGGUGGAGAUUAUGAGACUACAGCAAACAUAACUGAUCCAAGUCUCAAUGCCUGCAAACAACCACUUGAAAUAGAAUGCAGAGCAAAAGCAUUUCCUGAUGUACCUUUAGAUCAGCUAGGUCAAAAAGUAACAUGCAACCCGACAGAUGGACUCAUCUGUCAUAACAAAGAACAAGGCGUACCUCCGAUCUGUUAUGACUAUGAGAUUAGAAUCAAAUGUUGCAUCAACCAUUGUGUCACUCCAACCAAAACGACUGCAAGGGCCACAACAGAAAAACCUACCACUACUGUAGCUACAACCACAGAAAAGCCUACCACUGUGGCCAGAACAACCAUUCCACCCACAGAACAACCCACCACAAUUGCAGAAGAACCCACCACCACGACAAAAGCCACACAAAAGCCGACCAUACCAACAACUACGUCAACAAAGGCAACCACACUUACAACUGAACAGACUAAAACCACCACAACCACAGAAAAACCCACCACAGUUACAGAAAAUCCUAUCACCACAGUUACACAAAAGGCCAGUACUACGGUUUUUGUAACAACCGAAAAACCCAAUACUAUGACCACCACAGCCACAAAACUACCCACCGCGGCUACAGAAAGACCAACCACUCUUACAGAAUCUCCAAGCACAUCAAUAGAGAUCCAAACCACAACAAUUACAUUUACAGAAAAACCCAAUACAUCAACAGAGAAGACAAGCACAGUUGUGCAAACAACAGAAGAACACACGACUACCACAGAAACUCCCAAAACAACUACCAAAGGACCAGCUACUACAACGACCAUAGAACAGAAACCCACAACAAUAGUUUCAGAAACUUCUGGUAUUUCAACCAUUACAUCCAAAGUUACAGAAAAGGAAACAGAAGCAACUACACAACAACCUAGCUCCACUCCCAAAACCACAGAAAAACUGACAACGCAGGCUGCAGAGAAGCCUACCACCAUAACAACUGCAAAGGUACCCACAACAAAGCCACCACGGACCACCACAGAAGGUCCCACCACAACUGCAGUCACAUCAACUGGAAAACCAAUCACAACAACCCCUGAAAUUGUCACAAAUACAAUUGUUCCAACUGCACAGUCGACAGGACCCUUGGUGACGGUUACCGAGUCUCAAACUACAACAACAGAAAAACCCACCACAGCAACCCUCCAACCCACAGCAUCUACAAAAGAACCCACCACCACCACAACUACUACACAAAAACCAUCCACAUCGACAAUGACUCCAACAACAUUUACGACUGAAAAGGCCCAAACCACCACACCUACAGUAAAACCCACAUCAACGCCAUCAGAGUGUCUUGUCUGUCACUGGUCUUCUUGGAUCAACAAUCAUUACCCGGACCCUACCCUCAAUGGUGGAGAUUAUGAGACUACAGCAAACAUAACAGAUCCAAGUCUGAAUGCCUGUAAACAACCACUUAAAAUAGAAUGCAGGGCAAAAGCGUUUCCUGAUAUACCUUUGGAUCAGCUUGGUCAAAAAGUAACAUGCAACCCAAGAGAUGGACUGAUCUGUCACAACAAAGAACAAGGCAUACCUCCGAUCUGUUAUGACUAUGAGAUUAGAGUCAAAUGUUGCAUCAACCAUUGUGUGACUCCAACCAAAGCUACAACUACAAGGGCCACAACAAAUGCAGUUACAACAGAAAAGACCACAACUGCUGGAGCCACACCCACAGAAAAGCCAACUAUGGCUAAAACAACCGUUCUACCCACGGAAGAACCAACCACAACAACAAUAGAACCCACCACUGUGACAACAACCACACAAAAGCCAUCCGUAACAACCACUACUGCAACAAAAGCAACCACAUUUACUACUGAGCAAGCUCGUACCACAGAAAAACCCACUACAGUUACUGAAGUACCAACAACAGCCACAGUUACAGAAAGCCCCACCAGCACAGUUACACAAAAGGCCAGCACUGCUCUAACAACAGAAAAGCCCACAACUGUGUAUGCUACAACCAUCACAACCACAAAACUACCCACCAUAGCAACAGAAAAACCGACAACCAUUACAGAAUCUCCAAGCACAGUAACAGAGAUCCAAACCACAACAAAUGCAGUUACAGAAAAACCCAGCACACCAUCAACGGAAAAGAUAAGCACAAUGGUUGCGACAACUGAAAACCCCGCAACUACCAUGGAAAACCCCACGACAACUACAGAAAGACCAAGCCAUCCGACCACCAUAAUACAAAAAACUACAACCACAGCUUCAGAAACCACAACUACAGGCCAAGUCACAGAAGAAGUAACUGAGACAGCAACAGAACACCCAAGCUCUACUGCCAAAACCACGGAAAAAAUGACAACACUUGCUACAGAAAAGCCUACCACCAAAACAACUGAAAGUUUAGCCACUACAAAGCCACGCAGAACAACAGAAGGUUCCACCACGACUGCAGUCACAUCCCCUGAAAUAGUUACAAGUACAAAUGUUCCAACUGCAUCUUCAACUGCACCCUUGGUUACAUUAAGUCCGGAGAUCCAAACUACAACAACUGAAAGACCCACAACAACAAACGUUCCACCCACGACACUUACAGAGGAACCUACCACGAUCACAACAACCACAGAAAAACCCACCACAGUUACUGAAAACCCCACCACCACGGUGACACAAAAGGCCAGUACUACUGUUACCGUAACCACCGGAAAAACCACUACAGUCGCUACUUCGACCAUCACAGCCACAGAAGAACCCACCACAGUAACAGAGAGACCAACCACAGUUACAGAAUCUCCAAGCACAGCAACAGGAAUCCAAACCACAACAAUUACAGUGACACAAAAACCCAGCACAGCAUCAACGGAAAAGAUAAGCACAACUCUUCCAAAAACAGAAAAACCCACGAGUACCACGGAAAACCCCACAACAGCUACAGAAGGACCAACUACUGCAACCACCAUAGUACAAAAACCCACAACCACAGUUACAGAAACUGCUGGUAUUACCACCACUACAUCCAAAGUGACAGAAAAGGUAACGGGAGCAACUACACAACAACCUAGCGCCACUCCCAAAACCACAGAAAAACUGACAACGCAGGCUACAGAGAAGCCUACCACCAUAACAACUGCAAAGGUACCCACAACAAAGCCAUCAGGAACAACAACAAAAAGUCCCACAACAACUGCAAUCACAUCAACUGAAAAACCAAUGAGCACAACCCCUGAAAUUGUCACAAAUACAAUUGUUCCAACUGCACAGUCGACAGGACCCGUGGAGACCAUUACCGAGUCCCAAACUACAACAACAGAAAACCCCACCACAGCAACCCUCCAACCCACAACAUCGACAAAAGAACCCACCACCACCACAACAACUACACAAAAACCAUCCACAGCGACAGCUACUCCAACAUUUACAACUGAAAACGCCCAAACCAUCACACCUACAGCAAAACCUACAUCAACACCAUCAGAGUGUGUUGUCUGUCACUGGUCUUCUUGGAUCAACAAUCAUUACCCGGACCCUACCCUCAAUGGUGGAGAUUAUGAAACUACAGCAAACGUAACGGAUCCAAGUCUGAAUGCCUGUAAACAACCACUUGAAAUAGAAUGCAGAGCAAAAGCAUUUCCCGAUAUACCUUUAGAUCAGCUUGGUCAAAAAGUAACAUGCAACCCAAGAGAUGGACUGAUCUGUCACAACAAAGAACAAGGCAUACCGCCUAUCUGUUAUGACUAUGAGAUUAGAGUCAAAUGUUGCAUCAACCAUUGUGUGACUCCAACCAAAGCUACAACUACAAGGGCCACAACAAAUGCAGUUACAACAGAAAAGAUCACAACUGCGGUAGCCACAUCCACAGAAAAGCCAACUAUGGCUAAAACAACCAUUCUACCCACGGAAGAACCAACCACAACUACAAUAGAACCCACCACUGUGACAACAACCACACAAAAGCCAUCCGUAACAACCACUACUGCAACAAAAGCAACCACAUUUACUACUGAGCAAGCUCGUACCACAGAAAAACCCACUACAGUUACAGAAGUACCAACAACAGCCACAGUUACAGAAAACCCCACCAGCACAGUUACACAAAAGGCCAGCACUGCUCUAACAACAGAAAAGCCCACAAGUGUGUAUGCUACAACCAUCACAACCACAAAACUACCCACCACAGCAACAGAAAGACCGACAACCAUUACAGAAUCUCCAAGCACAGCAACAGAGAUCCAAACUACAACAAUUGCAGUUACAGAAAAACCCAGCACAGCAUCAACAGAAAAGAUAAGCACGAUGGUUCCGACAACUGAAAACCCCCCAACUACCAUGGAAAACCCCACGACAACUACAGAAAGACCAAGCCAUCCGACCACCAUAAUACAAAAAACUACAACCACAGCUUCAGAAACCACAACUACAGGCCAAGUCACAGAAGAAGUAACUGAGACAGCAACAGAACACCCAAGGUCCACUGCCAAAACCACAGGAAAAAUGACAACACUAGCCACAGAAAAACCCACCACCAAAACAACUGAAAGUAUAGCCACUACAAAGCCACGCAGAACCACAACAGAAGGUUCCACUACGACUGGAGUCACAUCCCCUGAAAUAGUUACAAAUACAAAUCCUCCAACUGCAUCUUCGACUGCACCCUUGGUUACAUUUACUCCAGAGGUCCAAACUACAACAACUGAAAGCCCCACAACAACAACCGUCCCACCCACGACACAGAGAGAUACAGAGGAACCCACCACGAUCACAACAACCACAGAAAAACCCACCACAGUUACUGAAAACCCCACCACCAUGGUGACACAGAAGGCUAGUACUACUGUUGCACUAACCACAGGAAAAACCACUACCAUUGCUACCUCGACCAUCACAGCCACAGAAGAACCCACCACAGUAACAGAUAGACCGACCACAGGUACAGAAUCUACAAGCACAGCAACAGGAAUCCAAACCACAACAAUUACAGUGACACAAAAACCCAGCACAGCAGCAACGGAAAAGAUAAGCACAACUGUUCCAAAAACAGAAGAACCCACAACUACCACGGAAAACCCCACAACAGUUACAGAAAGACCAACUACUGCAACCACCAUAGUACAAAAACCCACAACCACAGUUUCAGAAACUGCUGGUAUUUCCACCACUACAUCCAAAGUGACAGAAAAGGUAACGGGAGCAACUACACAACUCCCUAGCUCUACUCCCAAAACCACAGAAAAACUGACCACAGUUUCUACAAAGAAGCCUACCACCAUAACAAGUGAAAAGGUACCCACGACAAAACCACCACGAACCACCACAGAAGGUCCCACCACAACUGCAGUCGCAUCAACUGGAAAACCAAUCACGACAACCCCUGAAAUUGUCACAAAUACAAUUGUUCCAACUGCACAGUCGACAGGACCCUUGGUCACAUUUAGCACAGGGGCCCAAACUACAACUGAAAGGCCCACAACAUCUGAAAGGCCCACAACAACAACCGUCCCACCCACGACACUUACAGAGGAACCCACCACUAUCACAACAACCACAGAAAAAUCCACCACAGUUACUGAAAACCCCACCACCAUGGUGACACAAAAGGCCAGUACUACUGUUGCCGUAACCACAGAAAAGCCCACUACUGUCGCAACUUCAACCAUCACAGCCACAGAAAAACCCACCACAGUAACAGAAAGACCAACCACAGUUACAGAAUCUCCAAGCACAUCAACAGAAAUCCAAACCACAACAAUCACAGUGACUGAAAAUCCCAGCACAGCAUCAACGGAAAAGAUAAGCACAACUGUUCUGACAACAAAAAAACCUUCAAAUACCACGAAAAACCCAACAACAGCUCCAGAAAGACCAACUACUGCAACCACCAUAGUACAAAAACCCACAACCACAGUUUCAGAAACUGCUGGUAUUUCCACCACUACAUCCAAAGUGACAGAAAAGGUAACGGGAGCAACUACACAACUCCCUAGCUCUACUCCCAAAACCACAGAAAAACUGACCACAGUUUCUACAGAGAAGCCUACCACCAUAACAACUGAAAAGGUACCCACAACGAAGCCACCACGGACCACCACAGAGGGUCCCACCACGACUGCAGUCACAUCAACUAGAAAACCAAUCACGACAACCCCUGAAAUAGUCACAAAUACAAUUGUUCCAACCGCACAGUCAACAGGACCCUUGGUCACAUUUAGCACAGGGACCCAAACUACAACAACUGAAAGACCCACAACAACAACCGUUCUACCCACGACACCUACAGAGGAACCCACCACUAUCACAACAACCACAGAAAAACCCACCACAGUUACUGAAAACCCCACCACCACGGUGACACAAAAGGCCAGUACUACUGUUACCGUAACCACAGGAAAAACCACUACAGUCGCUACUUCGACCAUCACAGCCACAGAAGAACCCACCACAGUAACAGAGAGACCAACCACAGUUACAGAAUCUCCAAGCACAGCAACCGGAAUCCAAACCACAACAAUUACAGUGACACAAAAACCCAGCACAGCAUCAACGGAAAAGAUAAGCACAACUCUUCCAAAAACAGAAAAACCUACAACUACCACGGAAAACCCCACAACAGCUACAGAAAGACCAACUACUGCAACCACCACAGUACAAAAACCACCAACCACAGUUUCAGAAACCACUACAUCCCAUGAAAUUGUCACAAAUACAGUUGUUCCAACUGCACAGACGGGGGAACCCUUCGUUACCUCCACUGCAACUACCACCCCCAAAUCUACUAAACCUUCAACAACCUUGUCAACCGCUCAGACAACGGAAGGCAGAACCACUGAAUGCUUCUGCAAAUACCUUGAUCAGAUUUUUGCUCCUGGUACUACCAUUUACAAUAAGACAGAUGGCGCAGGUUGGUGUUUCAUUGCAUAUUGCAAUAAGACUUGCAAUAUUGAGAAGUUUGCAGGACCGUGUCAGCCAACCACUCCACCAAGUCCUACCACUUCCUCAACAACAACGAAAGAAGUCGUCACAACAUCUGCCAGUACCAUACCCGUAACCACUGAAGCUACCCCCAAAGACUGUGAUUUCCUCAUCCCGCCAAGAAAGCAUGGCGAGUCUUGGAUCUCAAGCAACUGUACCUUUUCAAUGUGUGAUGAUGGAAAAGUCCUGACAGAACACAAGCCAUGCGAACCAAUAACCAUGCCAGUGUGUGAAAAUGGCCAACCGCCAGUGAGGGUUUAUGAUGAAGAUGGUUGCUGUUUCCAUUACCAAUGCACAUGUAUUUGCAGCGGCUGGGGUGAUCCACACUAUAUCACAUUUGAUGGUCAAUACUACAGCUUUCAGAAAAACUGCACCUACGUUCUGGUUAAAGAGAUUAUUCCUCGGCACAAUUUUACCGUCCUCAUCGACAAUGAAAAUUGUGACGCCACUGGUGAAAUAACCUGUGCCAAAAGCUUGAUUGUGUUUUACAAAAGCUAUCAAGUCAUUCUUACACAGGAGAGAGGAACAACUACAGUCAACACGGUUUACGUCAACGGCAAGAAAGUAAUCCCGACUUACUCCAACGACGACUUCAUCAUCACAAGUACUGCAAUUGAGCUGGUUUUGAGAAUCCCGGCGAUCCAAGCCAUCGUGACGUUCAAGGGGCUUUUAUUCAGCAUUGAUUUACCAUUUUCCCUUUUCCACAGCAACACAGAAGGACAGUGCGGUACAUGCGACAAUAAUAAAAAGAACGACUGUAGAUUACCCAAUGGGCAGAUUCUCACCUCUUGCACUGAUAUGGCUCAUGAGUGGCACGUAUCAGAUAAGAACAAACCGUACUGCGAGAAGCCUCCUCCUUCACCAACACCAAAUCCAUCACCAACUCCACCAACUUGUAAACCUGACAUUUGUGAAAUCAUCAUCAGCAGCGUUUUUGCGGAAUGUCACAAAAUCAUCGCACCAGAGAACUAUUAUGAGGCCUGUAAAUUUGAUGUUUGCUCCAUGCCAAACUCCAAAGUGGGAUGCUCCAGUUUGGAGGCUUAUGCUAUGAUGUGUACUGCGGCGUCGGUCUGUGUCGACUGGAGGAACGCCACACAGGGGAAGUGCGAAUACAAAUGUCCUGCACAUAAAGUCUACAAACCAUGUGGGCCCAUUGUGGAACCAACUUGCGAUGCAAGAUACAAUUACAAGUAUACACAACAAUGCCAAGGAGAAAACUAUUACCAGAGGUCUGACUGUAAUAAGUUUGUGGAAGGAUGUUUCUGUCCACCCGGCACAAUCUUAUUCAAUUCAAACUCCGACAUCUGUGUCAUCGCUUGUUGCACUGGUCCUGAUGGUGAACCAAAAGAGAUUGGGGAGUCCUGGCUGAGUGGCUGCCAACAGUGUGUCUGCGACGCAGAUACGCUGAGUGUGCGCUGUGAACCUCGUGUGUGCCCCACUCAAGCACCCAUAACCUGUAAGGAAGGCGAGGUGCUGGUGAACCAAACAGUGGACUGCUGCCAGACUCAGACAUGUGUUGCUCUUCCUUCCAAAUGUAAAAUAAACACAAACGCCACCUACUUACACGUAAAUGAUUGCAAGUCAACCGUGCCAGUGGAAAUGACAACUUGCGAGGGAUCCUGCGGCGCGUCGACAUCAAUGUACUCUGCGGAAAGCAACAGUCUGACACACUCUUGCUCAUGUUGUCAAGAAACAGCCACGAGCAAGAAAGAAGUGGAGAUGAUUUGUGCUGAUGGAAGCAAGAUCAAACACUCCUACAUUUCAAUUGAAAAAUGUGGCUGUCAACUCACACAUUGCAAACAAAGAACAACACGUUAAUUUGGACAUUUUAACGGCUUACAAAAAAACACUUUGACACUUGAUUUCCAUAAAUGCUAAAUAAAUUGAUGGAAUAGCGCAUCCCACUUAUAUGUCGAUUGCUUCUUUAUCACGCACUCUGUUUUCUCGCAGAAUGGCCAAUGAUAUUGCUUGACUUGGCAUUCUGAAAGCCUCUUAAUUCCAAUAAACUUUUUCCCUAUUGCA